AUGAUCAAUGAUGAACUCAUUAGCUCCAUCGUGAGUAUGGGGUUCUCUGCUGAGGAAGCCCAGAAAGCCCUUGAGCAGAGCAACAACGACGUUGAGAUUGCCAUUGCCUUUCUCCUUGGCGACCAUGAUGAAGGCAACGAUCCUCCUCCCCCCACCGAUGAUCAUACCCACCAGGCGCCACCGCCACCUCUCCCUGAUCGAUACCACUACGAUGACCUCGUUCCCAUCUCGAAUCCAGAAGAUAUACCCAACUUCCCCCCACGAGAGAGUGGCGUCCGCUCGAUCAUCGACAAUGAGGACUACUACCCCAAACCGGAGACGCUGCCGUUGCUGACAGUGGUGAUCCCGACGGUGACGGGAUUGCUUGAUAACCACAUGUUACCUUUCCUCCUGAUCAUGAGCCAAUUGGACCGGUUCCAGCAAGCUCUCAUGGUUGCUCCUGGAGGGGUGCCAGAAUACACAUCCCGGUGGUAUAAUUCCCCCAUCACCAUUACCCCGACUGAACAAUACGAAAAGCAACUGCAGGUAGCAGCAGCAAAGUUUGUCACCAUCUUGCAAUUGAUCUCAGCUGUCGCCGGCCCGUCCUCGGUGGCCGAGCGGGCAUUCAUCACCAAUAAGGUGCUUGUAACGAAUUAUCCCCCUGAUUUCUGUCGCGAGCUUGGUCUUAUCGAGGAAGUGGACGACUGCUACGUGAAGUUCGUUACCAGUCUCGACAAUAACAUCCAGCAUUUGACGGGGAAGUCGUCAAAAAUCGACCAAUUGUUCCUCUCUACAGUGGAGAGUAUUACGGACAAUCGGUCUAAUCCAUUGGGUUUGUUCUCCAUUGAAGGUGAGAGUCGUCGGGGUAAUCUUUAUGAUCUGAUGACACAACUCUUUUGGUCAGAACCUGAUAGCGUUGGGUCGAUUCGAUUAAGCCAAUGUGCUCCAGUGAUGGGCUUCCAGUUGGGCGAAGCCAAUCCAGGCACCGAACCGUUUAGUCUUGACGAGUAUUUUUACCCGGAUAUCUAUUCGAGAAAGUGUGCUGAUCGUUUCAAAUCGGUGUAUACUAAGCAACAGGAACUCAAACAGUACAGGUCGUCACUCGAAGCACCUAUCAUUGACGUGACUGCAUUUGGGGGGCGGAGUAUCCUCGGCAUGUUGGAUCAAACAAAAGAGUAUUUGCAAGAGACUUAUGGCGACGGUGAUCAUAAAACGGAGCUUGAUGACAUAAAUCAGUUACGCGAUAACGUUUCCAAUAGAAGAAAUCAGCUUCUUCAGCUGGUAGAGGAGGUUACAAAGGAGUUGAAGGGUCUCAAUUUUUACCACCGCGAUGUACUCCUAAGCCAUGUUGAAGGUGUUGCCUUAGAAGAGUAUCUUUUGAUUGGUGUUGUGUUUUCGGAUAGCGAAUACUUCUACCGACAGAAAACAUUACUGAACGAAGACGAAAAUUGGGUUCAUAUCAACGUUCUGAGCACUCUGAGUGGUCGGGUUAUUGACUUUGACGUUAAACUUUUGAGUUUUGACGCCAUGCACACCUACGUGCUUGAACGCACGCGCGACCCUUAUGUACUGAUGUGGCUAUACUAUGCCAGUCAAGAACUGUUCAAUGAGAAGGUUGCUGUCACUGUUCCUCCACCGAUCACCCAGUUUAUUCUGAGGGAUAAUCUCGAAAUUGAACGCAUUCGAGAAGAUUAUAAUCUGAGUGAUGAACCAACCGCCGAGGAACUGAACGAGGAACCGGAAGUACUUGAUGAUGAUGAUCAUGAUGCUGAUGAUGAUGAUGAUGAUGAAACCUACCGAACGACAUCAUAG
This is a messenger RNA of Diutina rugosa, 1791 nucleotides long. RefSeq lists its product as uncharacterized. The coding region runs from base 1 to 1791 and encodes 596 amino acids. Gene Ontology annotation, biological process: protein deubiquitination. Gene Ontology annotation, molecular function: protein binding. NCBI's taxonomy places the organism in Eukaryota, Fungi, Ascomycota, Pichiomycetes, Serinales, Debaryomycetaceae. Gene Ontology annotation, cellular component: nucleus; cytosol. The transcript has a single exon. The record is from RefSeq and is a predicted model, not a curated record.